This is a messenger RNA of Mobula hypostoma (lesser devil ray), 1425 nucleotides long. Its product is annotated as liver-expressed antimicrobial peptide 2-like. The record is from RefSeq and is a predicted model, not a curated record. The coding region runs from base 90 to 332 and encodes 80 amino acids. The transcript has 3 exons. Gene Ontology annotation, biological process: defense response to bacterium; antimicrobial humoral immune response mediated by antimicrobial peptide. NCBI's taxonomy places the organism in Eukaryota, Metazoa, Chordata, Chondrichthyes, Myliobatiformes, Myliobatidae.
CCUGUGGCUGCCUAUAAAACAAGGAGCAAAGGGCUGCACGGGACAUACUCUGCGAUCUGUGUGCCACCGUUACAGGAUCAACUCCAACUAUGGAUUCUCGACUUAUGAAAAUCUUAGCAAUUUUUUGCAUAACUUCUAUUAUUCUGAGCAACCAGGCUGACUGUGCUGCCAUUGGACAUAUGGAGACUGUGCUCUACAGGGUCCGAAGAAUGACUCCACUCUGGAGAUGGAUCAUCCAGAAACCAAGCAGAUCCCCAUGUAGAAACAAUGAUGAUUGCAUCUCAAAAUACUGCAGGAAUGGCCGCUGUUCCUUGAUUGCUCAUCAAGAUUGACUAUCAUUGAAAGAUUUUGUAAAGGAUCAUCGACUAACCAUGUAAUAACCUAUGUACAGUAUAUGUGUAAAUAAAUGCUGUCUAAUAUACUGUAAAUAACUGUUCAAAGCUCUGUAAAUAAUUGUUUAAACACAACCAUAACUGAAUUUCACCAUGUUGUAGAUUCAUAUUUAAUUAUGCUUAAUGAACUGUAUAAUAAAUUGUUUUCAUUUAUAUUAAAAUAUAGAAUUUGUAGCAGAGAUAAUUUUGAUCAUCAAAAAAGGUUUAAUGCUGAAAUUGACAUUUUACCUUCUCCAGAGGUGGAGUGCUGCCCCCCAGCUAUUACAAUGGUUAAAACCACAUCGUGCCCCUUAAAACAAAAGAUAUCCAAUUGCUAGAGCCUCUGCUCACGUUAUGAACAGGUGAAUGGUUAGCCAGUGGAGAUUAUUGCUCCUCUCGUGAAAAAUUCCCUGUUCAACAUAUGAACCUUUUAUCAGCAUGCAACACUGAAGGGAAAUAGUUUGAUCCAGCUUUUAGUAAGUUUUUAAAAAAAUUAAUUGAGUUUUGCAUUUUGAAAGCAUCAUGUUUUUAUAAGUUCCUCGUUGACAACAUAUGUUGUCCAUUUUAACAAAUGAUAUAGUAAAACAAAUGAGGCUUCGGUGACCAGUGCUCUGGAGACUGUCAAGGUGAUUGUGCCUCAGGUUUGAGGAGUCAGCUAAAAAUGAAAUGUUGCUGUAGAAAAGCAGCAUACAUCAUCAAAGAUCCUCAUCAUGCUGGCCAUGCUCUUUCCUCGCUGCUGUCAUCAGGUAGAAGAUACAGGUGCCUCAGGACUCAGCACCAGGUUCAAGGCUCUUGAACAAAAGGGGAUAAUUACACUCAUUCUAUUUCUGAUGGUCCCAGAACUGAUGGUCUCACUGUAAGGACUCUUCAGCUUAUUUCAUACUUGUUUUAUACUGCUAUUUAUUUAUAUUUGCAUCUGCACAGUUUGUUGUUCAUUGAUCCUGUUUACAAUUACUGUUCUAAAGAUUUGUUAAGUAUGCCCACAGUAAAGUCUGUGGUGUAUGUGGUGACAUGUACAAGUUGAACUCUGACAAUAAAUUUUAUUUUGUACUUU